AUGAAGCUGCUGAGGCUGCCUUCAACACCUGCUUCCAACAAGAGUUUUUCCCGGGAUUUUGCUCCCUCUUUCGCGGAUUUCAUUAUUGGAGGUCUUGCUGGUUGCUGCGCAAAGACUGCUAUUGCUCCCCUAGAUCGAGCAAAAAUUAAUUUUCAAACCUCGGAAAUGUACUUUAAUGUAAAGGCCCUGAUUAAGUUCUUGAGGCAUUCAUAUGUGACUGCCGGUGUUCGUAGUCUGUGGCGAGGAAAUUCCGCUACACUAACGAGGAUAUUUCCCUACGCUGCAGUUCAGUACGGAGUUCAUGAGCGUGCCAAACACUAUCUUGGUAUUAGUGAUUUAACGCACCACUGUCUAUCGAAAAGCCAGGUUCAAAUAAGACGAUUUUUGGCGGGCUGCAUUGCUGGAGGUGCCUCUGUUUCUUUCACUUAUCCUCUAGACCUGGUACGAGCUCGUAUGGCCGUCACGGAACGCGUAAAGUAUGCCAACCUAGUUGAUGUUGUUCAGCUGACCUAUCGGGAAGGGGGUCUGCGAACCCUCUACCAUGGCUUUACUCCUGCUCUUUUGGGCAUACUUCCAUAUUCUGGCAUUGCCUUUUACACCUUCGAAACACUCAAGGAAUGGCGACUCAAAAAAAGAAUAACCUCAGAUGGUCGAUCUCCACGGAGCCUGAGGCCUCUUGAAAAUCUUUCUUGUGGAGCCUUUGCGGGCGUUCUGGGUCAGACUGCUUCCUAUCCUCUCGACAUUGUUCGAAGACGAAUGCAGACGGCGGGUGUCACUGGUCAUCCGGAGUACACGCGGAGCAUUCUGGGCACGAUGCAAAUUGUCUAUCAACAGGAGGGUCUGCUUCAUGGGCUCUACAAGGGCGUAACUAUGAAUUGGAUCAAAGGUCCGAUCGCAGCCGGUAUCAGUUUCACGGUCUUCCAUCAGCUGCAACAUUUCUACGCCCUCUGGGUUGGCCAAACGGAAAAAAGAGGUACAAAUCUGUGCGCUUACAACGAGUAG
This is a messenger RNA of Echinococcus granulosus, 1002 nucleotides long. RefSeq names its product Solute carrier family 25 member 42. The transcript is spliced from 8 exons. NCBI's taxonomy places the organism in Eukaryota, Metazoa, Platyhelminthes, Cestoda, Cyclophyllidea, Taeniidae. Gene Ontology annotation, biological process: transmembrane transport. The record is from RefSeq and is a predicted model, not a curated record. The coding region runs from base 1 to 1002 and encodes 333 amino acids. Gene Ontology annotation, cellular component: mitochondrial inner membrane.